AUGUCUAGACAUUUAAAUGAAAUUGAUAAAGCUUUAAUAAAAGAAGAUUUAAACAAUGGUUUAAGUUGUAAUCAUGUUGUAACAAAAAGAGGAUUUGCUAGAUCCACAAUCCAAAAAUAUUGUAAUUUAUUCAAAUCUGAGAUACCAACUAGUCGAAAAUAUGGUUCUGGAAGAAUAAGUAAAAUUACUUUUGAUAUGAAAAUUUAUAUUAAAUCUCUUUAUGAAUCAAAUUCUUUUAUUACAUCAUUGGAAAUUUCAAAGAAAAUUGAAGAAAAAUUUAAUAUUAAGAUUUCAAGACCUACAGUUUCAAGAACAUUGAAAAACUUUGGUCUUUUAACUAAAAUCGCUGUGAAAAAACCAUUACUUAGACCUAUUAAUAUAGUGAAAAGAUUUAAAAUUUCAGAAAAUUUUUUAGGUAUGAAAAAUGAGACACUAAAAAGAAUUAUUUUCACUGACAAAACUAAAUUUAAUUUAUUUAACAGUGAUGGUGCCCAAUAUGUUAGAUAUUACCCCGGAAAAGGUAUGAUAUGA
This is a messenger RNA of Hepatospora eriocheir, 531 nucleotides long. The record is from the annotation of a GenBank genome assembly. NCBI's taxonomy places the organism in Eukaryota, Fungi, Microsporidia, Hepatosporidae.